GAAACCCCUGAGCUCUUUGGCCUUCUCUCCCGAUGGGAAGCUCCUGGUCACCGGCGAGAGCGGGCACCACCCGGCCGUGCGCGUGUGGGACGUGGAGCAACGGAGCCAGCUCUCAGCCCUCCACGGCCACAAGCACAGCGUGGCUUGUGUCACCUUCUCGCCCAGCUCCAAGCUCCUGGUGUCCAUAGGCUCCCCCCAGGACAUGGUGGUCAACGUAUGGGACUGGAAGAAAGGUUCUCUGGUGGCCUCCAAUAAGGUGUCCUGCAAAGUGGUGGCCGUGGCCUUCUCCGAGGACAACUACUUUGUCACCGUGGGGCAGCGCCACGUCAAGUUCUGGUUCCUGGAGCCCUCGAGGGAGCUGAAGGGCAACACGACGGUGCCGCUGGUGGGACGCUCGGGGGUCCUGGGGGACCUCCAUGACAACACCUUCUGCGGCGUCGCCUGUGGCCACGGCCCCACCUUGGGCAGCACCUUCUGCAUCUCCUCCUCGGGGCUGCUCUGCAGCUUCAGCAGCAGGAGGGUGCUGCAGACCCAGCUCCACCUGCAGGUGUCAAUGGGGACCUGCCUGUGCCUGGCUGAGGAGCUGCUGUUCUGCGGUGGCAGCAACGGCACCGUGAGGGUUCUCCGGGCUCGGGACAUGGGGUAUCUGCAGGACCUUCCCAAGCCUCAUCCCUUGGGAGUGGAUGUCAGUCAGGACACCCCGCCACCAGACCUGACCUACCCCGACACCAUCGCCAUGGCCUACGACAGCCACAACCACUGCUUGGCCUGUGUCUACAGAGACCACAGCAUCUACGUGUGGGAUGUGAGGGACCUGCAACACGUCACCAAGCUCUGGUCGGAGCUUUUCCAUAGCUCCUUCGUCUGGAGCAUCGAGAUGUAUCCUGAAUGUGAGGAGCAAAGACCCCACCUGGCUCCCGGUUCCUUCCUGACGUGCUCCUCAGACAACACCAUCCGUGUCUGGAGCUUGGGAAGCGGCUCCGCGCAGCCCGGAGAGGGCGAUGCCUCCAGCUCGACCCUGCUGAGCAUCAUCUAUGUGGACAGCACCAUCCAGCACCUCCAGGACUGCUCCGGCAUUCCCGAUUGGAGCGAGAAGGGGCCUCACCUCGAUGCCAGGUCCGGGGUGAGGGUGAUGCAGGUCAGUCCCGAUGGACAGCACCUGGCCUCAGGAGAUAGAACAGGGACCCUCAGGAUCCAUGAGCUGCGGUCCAGGCAGGAGGUGGCCAAGGUGGAAGCUCAUGAUUCCGAAGUGCUUUGCUUGGACUACUCAAAGCCAGAGACGGGAGCAGCUCUGUUGGCUUCCGGAAGCAGGGACCGCCUGAUCCAUGUCUUGAACGUGGCCAAGGGCUACAAGCUGGAGCAGACCCUGGAUGACCACUCCUCGGCCAUAACCUCCAUCAAGUUUGCUGGCCACGGGGACAUCCAACUCAUCAGCUGCGGAGCCGAUAAGAGCAUCUACUUCCGCCAGGCUCAAAAGCUCCCAGAUGGCUUCAGCUUCACCAGGACGCACCACGUGGCUGAGAAGACCACCUUGUACGACAUGGACAUGGACAUGAUGCAGAAGGACGUGGCUGUUGCAUGUCAGGACAGGAACGUCAGGGUCUACAGCACGGCCAGUGGGAAGCUGAAGCGCUGCUACAAGGGCUCCCAGGGGGAGGAUGGCUCCUUGUUGAAGGUCCACCUGGAUCCUUCAGGAACCUUCUUGGCCACCAGCUCCUCUGACAAGAGCAUCUCCCUCAUUGACUUCCAGUCUGGCGAGUGUGUGGCCAAGCUCUUGGGCCAUUCAGAGAUCGUCACAGGGAUGCGGUUCUCCUACGACUGUCGGCACCUCAUCACGGUCUCUGGAGACAGCUGCAUCUUCAUCUGGCGCCUGGGCCCGGGUGUCACCAGCUCCAUGAAGCAGCACUUGUGGGACCUCCACCACCUGAAGGACUCUGGUCCCAUGGAGCUCCUCAGGCAGGAGACCCACAUCCUGGUCCCGGAUGGGACCCAAGCCCCCGGAGCUGCUGGAUCUAUGGAUGAGGAGCAGGAUGAAGGCUCAACCCUGAAGACCCCAUCCAAGGAGGACUCGGAGCCACGUGUGUUGGGCUCCAGGAGCUCUAUGGGGCUGCCCCACGUCGAAAGCUCUUCUAGUGACCUCACUGAGAACUUCCAGCUCUCCGAGCUCUUCCUGGAUGAGGAGACCCCCAAGGAACUGGGAUCACUGGAUACAACUGGGACCAGGACACACACGGAGCUUGGGAUCAACCAGGAGGAUGCUUCAUCCCAUCUCCUCACCUUGGGAAUGCUGGUGCCCGAAGGUGAGGACCUGGAAUGUCCUGAUGGAGACACGGAGGAGCCAGAGGAGCACCCCCAGACCCCAGAGCAGGAGAAGUUCCUCAAGGAACACUUUGAGACACUGGCAAACGCUGAAGGAUCCCAGCUCCACGUGGAAGCUUUCACCACAGCCCUCGCGCUGCUCCGCACCCAAUGCCAGGAGCUGCUGCUCCUCUACGACAAGGUGACCCUCUCGGAAGCCUCCGAGGAGGACGUGCUCCACGCAAGGACCGCGCUGGCUGAUCUCUACGGCUGGAUGAGGACGGAGCUGCGAUCCCGGGAUGUGAUCCAGGAUAACAGCCUCCGGGACCCCCAGGUCCUGCUCCUGCUCCGCUCCUACUCCGAUUCCCUCCUGGAGAUGCUCCGGAAGAAGCUGGAGAGCAGCGAGCCCAAAAUGCCUUAA
Molecule: messenger RNA, 2719 nt
Organism: Nestor notabilis (Kea)
Lineage: Eukaryota; Metazoa; Chordata; Aves; Psittaciformes; Psittacidae
Gene: WDR62
Product: WD repeat domain 62
Exons: 22
Biological process (GO): regulation of mitotic cell cycle; neurogenesis; mitotic spindle organization
Cellular component (GO): mitotic spindle
Molecular function (GO): protein binding
Source: RefSeq, a predicted model, not a curated record